Molecule: messenger RNA, 957 nt
Organism: Lactuca virosa
Lineage: Eukaryota; Viridiplantae; Streptophyta; Magnoliopsida; Asterales; Asteraceae
Source: the annotation of a GenBank genome assembly
AUGGACACGUCCACCGAUGAAAUCAUCAAAGAAGUCCCCGGUUUGGUUCGUAUAUUCAAAGACGGUCGAAUCCAGAAACUUUACGUACCCAAUAUUGUUCCCGCCGGCAUCGAUCCUUCCUCCGGCGUCAUUUCAAAAGACGUCGUGAUUUCACAGGAAGUCAACAUCUCUGCUAGGCUUUACAUCCCAAAACCCACAAACUCCCACCAAAAACUCCCGCUUUUAAUCUUCUUUCACGGCGGUGGAUUCGUCAUCGAAACCACCACCUCCUCCAUGUACCACAACUUCCUCAACCUUGUCGUUUCAGAAUCCAACGUCGUCGCCGUCUCCGUCGACUACAGACUAGCGCCGGAGUUUCCCCUCCCGAUUGCCUAUGAAGACUCAUGGGAAGCGAUCAAGUGGGUCGCGGAGCAUGUCAACGGGAAUGGUCCAGAGCCGUGGUUGAACGAAUACGCCGAUCUUCAAAACAUCUUCAUCGCUGGCGACAGUGCCGGAGGUUAUAUAGCCCACCACAUGGCGAUCCGGGUCGGAUCGGAUACCCCAUCCGGUUUAAGGUUCCAGGGUGCUAUCUUGCUUCACCCGUAUUUCUGGGGGAAAGAACGGGUGGGUGACGAGUCCGAUUGGAUUAAACCCGAAAUGGUUGCUUACUUGGAUGGCUUGUGGGCAUUGGCUCACCCGGGAAGUAGCGGACCGGAUGACCCGUUGAUUAACCCGGAUAUGGAUCCAAGAGUAACGGGUAUCGGUUGCUCCAAGAUGCUGGUUUGUAUCGGUGGAAAUGAUUUUAUGAGGGCUAGGGAUUGGAAUUACAAAGCAGUGAUUGAAAAAAGUGGAUGGAAAGGAAAAUUAGAAGUGGCAGAGGACAAAGGGGAGGAACAUGUGUUUUUCCUAAAAAACUCUUCGGCUGCAAAUGCUUGUACUUUACGAGCCAGAAUCUUUACAUUCAUAAAUGAGGUCUGA